Lepidothrix coronata (blue-crowned manakin) is the source of this 559-nucleotide messenger RNA. Its product is annotated as proline-rich protein 9-like. The transcript has 2 exons. Lineage: Eukaryota; Metazoa; Chordata; Aves; Passeriformes; Pipridae. The record is from RefSeq and is a predicted model, not a curated record. Bases 35 to 559 code for a protein of 174 amino acids.
CGCCGCUCGGGCCGUAUAAAAGCUUCGCCUUCGGAUGCUCCCACCACUUCAUUUGGCUCCUGCCUCCCUCACCUGCACGGCUGAACUGCUGUGCCUGUCGGUGCCCCCCCCGGGAAGGAUGUCCUACUACGAGCAGUGCAAGCAGCCCUGCCUGCCCCCCCCCAUCUGCCUGCAGAAGGGGGUCAAGCGGGUGGUGGAGCCGUGCCAGGCCGUGUGCCCCGAGCCGUGCCCGGCGCAGUGCGUGGAGGUUUGCCAGGCCCCCUGUGCCACCCAGUGCAGCUCCUCCUGCAGCACCCAGUGCGUGGAUGUCUGUGCCCAGCCCUGUGCCCCGCAGUGCGUGGACGUCUGUGCCCCUCAGUGCGUGGACGUCUGUGCCCCGCAGUGCGUGGACGUCUGUGCCCAGUCCUGCGCCCCGCAGUGCCCGGCCCAGUGCCCCGAGCCCUGUGCCACCAAGUGCCCCGAGCCCUGCCAGGGCCCCUGCGUGGAGGUUUGCCCCACCAAGUGCGUGGAGUCCUGCGACACCGUGUGCCUGGAGCCCGUCUGCUCCCGGCCCUGCUGA